Messenger RNA from Ctenopharyngodon idella (grass carp), 4295 nucleotides. It is a transcript of the gene timm21, whose product is annotated as translocase of inner mitochondrial membrane 21. The record is from RefSeq and is a predicted model, not a curated record. Lineage: Eukaryota; Metazoa; Chordata; Actinopteri; Cypriniformes; Xenocyprididae. Gene Ontology annotation, biological process: protein import into mitochondrial matrix. Gene Ontology annotation, cellular component: TIM23 mitochondrial import inner membrane translocase complex. Bases 157 to 858 code for a protein of 233 amino acids. The transcript has 10 exons.
GGACAGAAAUCGUGAAGCCAGGGACUAAUGCAUCCAGUUCAACUUGAAUAUACGAUAAGGAGACGUGUGAAAGUCAGUAUUAAAACAUGUUAAAGUGAUACACGGUAUAUUGUUUAGAUUAACUGCCUAGACAGGUCAUUUAUACUAGAAGGAAUCAUGAUGUAUUCUUUCUUUAGAAUCGGAAAGACGACAAACUGUGUGCAGCACAUAUUAAAAUCUCUGCAUGUCAGACUACCACAACAGAUAUCAGCUUUACAGUCACAAACGAAUCUAUGUUCUGGGUCAAACUGGACAUUUUAUCACACUCGCUCGUUUUAUACAGGAGUUCGUUUCUGUAGUAAGAACGAUGGACAGAAGGACACCGACCAGGUGUCAGUUUCCAGAAGUUCAUACACACCUCCAAGCCCGUCUGCAGCACAGAAAGUCAAACAAGCCGGCAAAGAUUUCACUUAUUUGAUUGUGGUGCUCAUUGGACUCGGUGUAACAGGUGGACUGCUGUAUGUGGUCUUUCAAGAGCUGUUUUCCUCUUCAAGUCCAAGCAAAAUUUAUGGAAAAGCUUUUGAGAAGUGCAGAUCUCACCCUGAGGUAAUCGGAGCUUUCGGAGAGCCCAUCAAAGGCUUUGGGGAGACCAGUCGGCGUGGCAGAAGGCAACAAGUCAGUCAUGUACAGUACAUGAAGGAUGGAAUCAAGUACAUGCGGCUGAAAUUUUACAUUGAGGGAUCUGAACCAGGAUUACGGGGAACUGUUCAUUCAGAAUCGAAGGAGAAUCCUGAGACCGGAAAGUAUGAAUUCCGGUAUAUUUUUGUAGAGAUUGACGCAUAUCCCAGGAGGACAGUCGUCAUUGAAGACAACAGAUAAAAAAAGUACAUAUUUGGAAUUUCAAUCUUUCAAUUGGAAAGAUUCAUUAAAAAGCUCUGAAUUGAAACCGAAGAACCUGAAUUUAUGUCGCUACUAGGAUUAAUCGAGCUUGGAUUUGUCAUGCUUGAAUUUUGUUGUGUUAUGUAGACUAAUGGAAAUGGAAGAUCUAGAUAUUUGGACAUGAGAGUGUUUGUACUGAAACAUCUUGUAUUUUGUACAAGGAUUUUCAUGAUUGUUUUAUACAAUAUGUGGUUUAAAAUAAAGAUCAACUAUAAAAUUCACAUAGAAAAGCAGUUUUUAAUUAAUGUAACUUGAAUACAUGUUAAUAAAGCAAUUUGAUGCCGUUAUUGCAAAUGGUCCGUUAUUAUUUCUUUGCCUGAAUUGCCUGAAGCGUUUAAAAUAUAAAUUGAUCUAUCUUGUUUCUCUAUUCAGAUUUUUUUAUUUAUUUUUUUAUUUAUUUUAUGAAAUGUUUUACAGUUCUUUAUUGUCAUUGUUUUAUAGAACAUAUGAAUAAAUAGCAACAAAAAUAUGUAACUGACAAAUAUAUAACUAAAUUAACCCUUCAUUUUGCAUAUGCAGGCAGUAUGUUAGUUCAAAUGUUUUUUUUAGACAUGCAGUAUAUAUGCCCAGUUUUUAUAGCGCAGUAGAUCUCUGAUGGACCAAUGAGAACAUAGCUUAUUGACCUCCUGAGACUGUUAAGUCUUAUCAGUUUAACCUUGCAUUUCUGAAAGCCAUUCAGUAACUUCUUGUGCUCGAUAGAUGGCGCUUUAUUACUAAGAAAAAUGUUUAAUGUUAUAUAUAAACAUAAUAUAGGCCUAUAAAAUAUAUACUACUUUGAGGCUGCAAGGUCCUUCGUAACAUAUUUACAAUUUUAAAUUACAUAUAAACAUUAUUAUUAUUAUUAUUAUUAUUAUUAUAAAAGCGUAAACAUAAAAUAAUCUAUAACGGACUUUUAAUUUGACGUUCUUCUCCCAUUAAUCCACGGAAGUAAGGACGCCUUGCGAGACAACAGAAGAACUACAACAAAACCCCCUUCGUUUGCUCAUGGAAAAAAAAACACGGUACUCAUUUCUCGGAAGUCCUUUGAGUCUCUCAAGUAUCAGCAUUUACUAACAGAGAGAGGAGCCACACUCGGCCUACAUGCAGUUAGUGAACUCGAGCUGUUUGAAAAAAUUACCUAGGUGUCCGUGUUUCUACUUUGUAAAGGUACAUUAUUUUUUUUAGCCCGUUAGCAAAGCGACUUCCUCUUGUGUCUAUGAGGAGCAGAUGCUUCGCUAGCUGUCUAAAGCUGGAUUAUAACGCUACUUAUAAGGCGUUUACAAGUUUGACAGCUUGGAAGCUGAUUAUGGUAAUUGAUACCAACUGGUGAGAAGCAUGGAGCUGUACUGGUACAUAGUCGUCAUAAUAUUUAUAAUGAUUAAGAUCUUCUUCUACAUCUGCUGGUAUCGCUCAAGGCAAAGACAGCUUGCUGCGUACCUCAGUAAUCCCCGAAAUGCUCAGAUCGUCAUUGUGGGAGGACGUGCUUACCUACACCAGAUCUGUGAGAGACAAAAUACAUCAAUCUGGCCCAGUUGGUACGGAGUUCAGGAUGACGGCUCGGUGGGUGAACCCUCCGCCUCUCUUCCACCAUCAUCCUCGCUGUCUCAACUGGACAUGCCUCCUCCAUAUGAGGCAGUGUCUGGAGCAAAUGACCUGAAGCCUCCACCGUACAGCGAGUACGCUCAAAACGACGAUACCGAUGCAUCCCUGAGCAUCACCAUCCCGGACGGCAACGAUUCCAGUGCAAUUAGCGAUGCCCCACCCCCUUACACGCCCAGCAUCACCUCUCCAGCCAAUCAGCAAGUAGACAGCCACAUCCAAUCACAACCGGAGGGAAGGUCAAGUUAAACUUCUCUCAAUAUAGAAACACAACAAGGGCUAAGCGACUGCUUUAGCCCCUCUAGGUCUUGUUUUUCCAUCUGGACUUAUUUUCUUCUCAAGCAAAUUAUACAAAGAAAAAAGAUUUCACAUUGGCGGUGGAUCUGACUUGUUCUCUUAUGAGAGAAUUUGAAUAGUGCACAAUAUGCAGUAUAAAGAAUGAGACUGGCCUGAUGCCAUGUUCUGGCAGAGUCGAGCACUGCUCUGCCCACGCUGGUGUACCGGUGCUUUCAGUUCACCCAUGCCUUAUGCUCAUUUCCUCCAGCAAAACCACCGCGCAGAGCCAUACGGCAAACACCGCCAUUUCGAUAUUUUAAACAAUUACUUUCACUGUCAUUUAUUUGGAGCAGUGUGGAAGGCUAAUGCCGUGAUCACGUGUGGCUGCUUGAGGAACUGUAAAUAGGCUAGUGGGUUGAUUGGUGCCAAGCACGUUCUGCUUAGACAAUGUCGUUGACACAUUUCUUUAUAAUUAUUAUUUUUUUAAAUCCCAAAGGGAGAGGUUAAAGGUGUAGUUCACGCAAAAAUGAAUAUUCUGUCAUUCGCUCACCCUCAUGCUCACCUGUAUGACUAUAUGUCAAUGGUAACCAAAUCUGUUAACAUUCUUCAGAAUAUCUUUUUGUGUUCCACAGGAGAAAUUAAGUCAUACUGCGUGUUAUGACAUGAGGUGAAAUGAUAGAAUUUUAAUUUUUGCCUUAACUAUCUCUUUAAAGUAUAGAGGUCUAGCCUCAGGUUUAUUUAUAACCUCAGUUUAUAUGUGAUGACAAUUAAAAAAAAAAAAAAAAAAAAAGCCCUCUGAAGCACUUUUAAUGUGUUGUAAUUGCCUUAAUUCCAUCUGUUGGUAAGUGUCCAAUAUUCCUGAAUCAACCAGAGCCAGUGUGGAUAAUGUGGCUUAUGGUCAUGACUCGUGUAAAUGUGCGCAGUACUCUGUGUUGUAUCGCUUAUCAGGUUAAAUGUAACACACUGAUGCAUUUGAGAUCACGGUGCCCUUAUUAACAAUUUCUGCUAACCGAAAUAGACCUUCCACGUGUGUGUGUGUGUGUGUGUGUGUGUGUGUGUGUGUGUGUGUGUGUGUGUGUGUGUGUUAAGGCAUAUGUUAAGUGUGUGAUGAAUUCAAACAGAACUUCCUUGUGAAAAUGUUUGUGCUUUAGUGAGCACAUGAAGUCAUCUCUGUGCAAUUGUCAGUAUAUCAGGUUCACAUAAUGGGAUCAAUAUUUUUUUGUAUUUAAAAAAAAAAAAAAAAAAAGUCCACAUGAAAGGAUGUGAUCUAUGUGUGCUUUUAGAAUAUGUGUGUGUAGUUCCGUCCCCCUUCUCCCCUGAACGCCCGGUCCUUCACUAUGUAAUUUCAUUUAAUCAUAAUUUGAUUUAAAAUGCUAAUCCUGCAACAUGUAUUAUCUCAUUUAAACUGAAGUACUGUAUAUGCUAUUUUUGUAUUUAUGGAAAAACCCUUUGAAUCUCUUUCAAAAAAUAAAGAUUGGUGAAAUGUCAUGUUUGAAAACAGCUCAUUUCUCCAACAAACUCAA